Lindgomyces ingoldianus is the source of this 889-nucleotide messenger RNA. RefSeq lists its product as uncharacterized. NCBI's taxonomy places the organism in Eukaryota, Fungi, Ascomycota, Dothideomycetes, Pleosporales, Lindgomycetaceae. The transcript has a single exon. Bases 89 to 652 code for a protein of 187 amino acids. The record is from RefSeq and is a predicted model, not a curated record.
UGCGGUUAGUGGACUUUCCAACCACCAAAAACCUGUCUCGCUAUUAUUUCGCGCCUCUUCGCGUUAGCCAUCGCUGAAGCUGCACGCGAUGCUCACCCAAACUGCCUCGAGGCAUUUAAUUGCGUCACAGUCGCCCCAGCAAGCUACACGUACGAACGACCCAUCCCGGGGUGAUGCAAUCGCCCAGGUCGAAGAUCCAGCAGAGAAGACUACCAGGAUGGAAAUGGUCCUACAAGAAAUCCUUAGGCAAAGAAGUAUCGCCUUGCAGUGCGUGCAGACAAAAUCCGAGUCUACAGCUCAAGAUUCAGAAGCAGCGCAGACAGAGAGCAGUGGAGAUGUCGAGCAAUGCAGGGAUCUAGAGGAUCUCCAAGACGACUUCUCGAGCAUUGAAUUCGAAAGGUUUCCACAACCCGAACACAUCCGGCCGAGGCCUAUGAAGAAGGUCAAAAGUUAUACGGGGCCCGUCUUGUGUUAUCAUCAAGGUCAUUGGGACCAGGUUGGAGGUCGCUGGCGCUGUGAACAUUGUCCGGGGCAUAGAUUGUAUCGAACAAGGCAUCGAUGCCCGGGAUGCAAUACGGUGGCUUGUGGUAACUGUUUGAAGAAGACAAUGAAGGGGUACCGGGCACAGAGAAAGGUCUCAGAGCUAGCUUAAGUGGGAUGUUUGGUGCAGUACGUUUCUUGAAUGAUGAUCUCUAAUGCAUUCAUGCCAUGCGAGCCCAUGCUGCGUAUGUUUUAGAGUAGAGCUGGCUUUGAUCUAUGUCGUCUGGAGCUACCCAAUCUGGAUCGAGUGAUCUGCUUCGGCUGUGAAUACCGCACUUACAAGCGAAGGAGCAUAUCUAGCAAUUGGCUGUAGCUUAUUGGAGGUUCAACAUAGAAGGCGGCGUUAGAU